AUGUCUUUCACAUCAUCUUUGUCUGAUAUCAAGAAAGAAGCAACUCACUUCUCGACAGUCGAGUUGACCUCUGAAUCUAUUCAGUCAUGCAGCAGCUCUGAUAUUGAACAAGCAGAACAGACCGUAGAUGAUGUUCCUAACGGUGGACUGGUUGCUUGGUUGCAAGUCUUGGGUGCAUUCUUCCUCUGGUUCAACACUUGGUGA
Aureobasidium uvarum is the source of this 204-nucleotide messenger RNA. The record is from the annotation of a GenBank genome assembly. NCBI's taxonomy places the organism in Eukaryota, Fungi, Ascomycota, Dothideomycetes, Dothideales, Saccotheciaceae.